Vicugna pacos (alpaca) is the source of this 1807-nucleotide messenger RNA. The record is from RefSeq and is a predicted model, not a curated record. NCBI's taxonomy places the organism in Eukaryota, Metazoa, Chordata, Mammalia, Artiodactyla, Camelidae.
GGAUGGGUGGGAGACCACACUACCAAGACGAUGACAGUCUUCUCUGACCUCCCCCUGGGGCUCAUCCCCCCAUUCUAAAGAUGAGAAAGUUCGGAUCUCCAGGAGGUGAGAAGGCUUGCUUGUGGCCUGGAGUAGAGGGUCCUGGAGCCCCAGACUCCCACACCAGGUGACAAGUGCUGGCAUGCCCAACCCCUGAGUCCCCUAAACCACCAGUGUCCACACUCACUGUAGCUCCCCCAGCAGAAAGGCCAGGGCCUGGGCCUCACAGCGAUGGGCGACAGGCGCACAUGGGAAAUGUGGGGGCCAGGCUUAUGCCCUGGGUGGAUGAGCAGUUAGGUGGGCCCUGCUGGGCUGGGGUGGGGUUGGGUCAGCUCAGCUCUGACUCCGGAAAUGCCCUCCAGCUAACAUCCCUUCGGAGCCAGGGCAGGCAGAACACACAAGAACCAGCUGCUGCUGGGGGAAGAAGGUAUGCCAAAUGCCAGGCCCUGUCCCCCACGGGACUCGUGGAUGGACAUGGUGUGGCCACCAUGCAACACGUGCCACUAGCCAGCUUGGUUUUUUCCCGGCCCACAGACCAUCUGUGGACCAUGGGAGCCUGGCACUGCAAGCAUGGCUAAUGCACAGGUUCCUCUCUCUGCAGGAGUCUGCAACAGGGCCCCUGACUUCCUCUCCCCAUCUGGACACCAGGCGCUGGGGUCUGCCCUAGGCAGUGUGGUCACUCUGAACUGCACCGCCUCGGUGGUCUCUGGGCCCCACUGCCCCCUGCCCUCAGUCCAGUGGCUGAAAGAUGGGCUGCUGCUGGGCAGUGGAAGACACCAUGCCCUCCACGAGGACUCCUGGGUCAAGGCCAACUUGUCAGAGGUGCUUGUGUCCAGUGUCCUGGGGGUCAACCUGACCAGUGCGGAGGACUUUGGGACCUUCACCUGCUCCAUCCAGAACGUCAGCUCCUCCUCCUUUACUCUUUGGAGAGCUGGCCCAGCUGGACAUGUGGCUGCGGUGCUGGCUUCACUCCUAGUCCUGCUGGUCCUGCUCCUGACAGCGCUGCUGUAUGUGAAGUGUCGACUCAAUGUAUUGCUCUGGUACCAAGACACGUACGGGGAGGUGGAGAUGAACGAUGGGAAGCUCUACGACGCCUACGUCUCCUACAGCGACAGCCCCGAGGACCGGAAGUUCGUGAACUUCAUCCUGAAGCCGCAGCUGGAGCGGCGUCGGGGUUACAAGCUCUUCCUGGAUGAUCGCGACCUCCUGCCGCGCGCGGGUACCGAGUUGCCCCACCCUGGCCGCCAGAUGCCUUCCUCCAAUUUUUGGAAAGAGCUACAGCUGGCACUGCCGCGGAAGGUGCAGUACAGAGCGAUGGAGGGAGACCCCCAGACCCGGCUGCAGGAUGACAAAGACCCCAUGCUGAUUGUGGGAAGCCGGGUCCCGGAAGGUCGGAGCCUGGACCCAGAGCUGGACCCUGACCCUGAGGGGGACCUGGGUGUACGAGGGCCUGUCUUUGGGGAGCCAUCAGCUCCACCGCACGCAAGUGGGGUCUCACUUGGAGAAGGCCGCGGCAGUGAGGUGGAUAUCUCGGAUCUCGGCUCCCGAAACUACAGUGCCCGCACGGACUUCUACUGUCUGGUGUCAGAGGAAGACGUGUAGUCCGGGCUGGAGCAGCAGGACCACCAGGGACAGCUAGGGGCAGGGCAGGGUGGCUUUUUCCCCUAGUUCAGCAGGACCACGAGCCCCAUCUACCUGUGGCCCUGGGACCUCGGGGAAAGGGAGUAGCUCCAGUCUUGUGCCACAAAUAAAGUCCUUUUGAAUCUUA